CGUCUGGCUGCUUCCAUCUCUUCGGGCUCCAUCCCAGCUCCGUGGGGUAGAACCGCUGAUCCCCGUGACCCGCCGGCGUCUGAGACUCUGAGACCACGACCUUUGACCUCGUCCCCCGAGCCAGGCAGCCGCCGCGCCAGCGCCAUCCAACCACCAUGUACUGCCUGCAGUGGCUGCUGCCGGUGCUGCUCAUCCCCAAGCCGCUGAACCCGGCGCUGUGGUUCAACCACUCCAUGUUCAUGGGCUUCUACCUGCUCAGCUUCCUGCUGGAGCGGAAGCCCUGCACCAUCUGUGCCUUGGUGUUCCUGGCCCCGCUCUUCCUCGUCUGCUACAGCUGCUGGGGAAACUGCUUCCUGUACCACUGCCAGGACGCCGGCGCGCUGCUGCCGGCCGCCGCGCACGACCCGGCCAUCGUCGGCACCUAGGGGUGCCCGGAGAGGAGGAGGAGGAAGAGGAGGACGAGGAGGAGGAAGAGGAG
Molecule: messenger RNA, 478 nt
Organism: Cololabis saira (Pacific saury)
Lineage: Eukaryota; Metazoa; Chordata; Actinopteri; Beloniformes; Belonidae
Product: bladder cancer-associated protein-like
Exons: 1
Coding region: 156-425 (89 amino acids)
Source: RefSeq, a predicted model, not a curated record